GCGAUUUACAAGCAACUACUCCAGCGACUCACGCACACCAGCCGACUGCGGGAUGAAUUGCGUGAUGAGGUGCAGCGUCUGCAGUCGACAUGCAAAGAGGCACUUCACGAGCGAGCCGCAUUGAUGCAGUCGGUAGAUGCACAGCGGGAGGCGCUCGAGCCUCUUGUAAAGGAAGCGGACGAUGUCGCCCGUGCUGUGGAGAUGGUGCGGGCCACGCUGCGUACAUACGGCAGCCAUAAGGAUGAUAAGGAAGGGGAGAAAACCGCAAGCCUCCGUUUGACAGAUCUCCUGCAUGGUGUGGACGCGUGGUCCUUUGAGGAAAAACGUGCGAUGCGACGCGUCACCGCACUUUUGAGCAGCUGCAUUGGCGUAGAGGACGAUUGCAUCAAAACGGCAGAUUGUGGGAGGCUGCGGAGUGUAGAGGAGGCGGUUCGUUUUUACCAAACAUGGAACGACGCCCUGAUGCGAUCUCUUGGCGACUUUUCACGCGAGAUGAAUGGAAGGCGGGAGGGGCUUUACGCACGCAUCGAUGAGUUGAAGCGGUUCAGGACGACCCAACAAAUGAAUGGGGCCGAGGGCAAUUGA
Trypanosoma cruzi is the source of this 585-nucleotide messenger RNA. RefSeq lists its product as uncharacterized. The record is from RefSeq and is a predicted model, not a curated record. Lineage: Eukaryota; Euglenozoa; Kinetoplastea; Trypanosomatida; Trypanosomatidae. The annotation marks the transcript as partial. The transcript has a single exon.